This is a messenger RNA of Aspergillus tanneri, 801 nucleotides long. RefSeq names its product SDR family oxidoreductase (gene LXR1). Gene Ontology annotation, molecular function: oxidoreductase activity, acting on NAD(P)H, oxygen as acceptor. Bases 1 to 801 code for a protein of 266 amino acids. The transcript has a single exon. The record is from RefSeq and is a predicted model, not a curated record. Lineage: Eukaryota; Fungi; Ascomycota; Eurotiomycetes; Eurotiales; Aspergillaceae. Gene Ontology annotation, cellular component: intracellular anatomical structure.
AUGCCCGUCUCCAUCCCCACAGCUAACUCCCUCCUUGAGCUUUUCAGCCUGAAAGGCCGAGUCGUUGUCGUGACCGGCGCUUCCGGUCCACGUGGCAUGGGUAUCGAAGCCGCCCGGGGCUGCGCCGAGAUGGGCGCCAACGUAGCCAUCACAUACGCCUCUCGCGCCGAGGGGGCCAAGAAGAACGUGGAGGAGUUGAUCAAGACCUAUGGGGUGAAAGCAAAAGCGUACAAAUGCGACGUGGGCGACUACAACAGCGUCGAGGGGGUCGUGCGCGAUGUGAUCGCGGAAUUCGGCCAGAUCGAUGCUUUCAUCGCCAAUGCGGGUCGUACUGCCAGCAGUGGUAUCCUGGAUGGGUCCGUCCAGGACUGGAUGGAGGUCAUUCAGACCGAUUUGACCGGGACUUUCCAUUGCGCUAAGGCCGUGGGGCCCCAUUUCAAGCAGCGGGGGAAGGGCAGCUUCAUCAUCACUUCUAGCAUGUCUGGUCAUAUUGCCAAUUUUCCCCAGGAGCAGACCUCAUAUAAUGUUGCUAAGGCGGGAUGUCUUCAUCUGGCGCGCUCGUUGGCUAAUGAGUGGAGGGACUUUGCUCGUGUGAAUAGUAUCUCCCCUGGGUAUAUUGACACGGGUCUGUCGGACUUUGUGGAUCAGAAGAUUCAGGAUCUCUGGCUGUCGAUGAUUCCUCUUGGUCGGAAUGGUGAUGCUAAGGAACUUAAGGGUGCCUAUGUCUAUCUUGCGAGCGAUGCGAGCUCCUACAUGACUGGAAAUGAUAUGCGCAUUGAUGGAGGAUACUGCGUACGGUGA